This is a messenger RNA of Cynocephalus volans (Philippine flying lemur), 210 nucleotides long. RefSeq names its product defensin beta 132 (gene DEFB132). The record is from RefSeq and is a predicted model, not a curated record. Lineage: Eukaryota; Metazoa; Chordata; Mammalia; Dermoptera; Cynocephalidae. The coding region runs from base 1 to 210 and encodes 69 amino acids. The transcript has 3 exons. Gene Ontology annotation, cellular component: extracellular region. Gene Ontology annotation, biological process: innate immune response.
AUGAACUUCCUGCUCCUGGUCUUUGCAGCCUUUGGAUUCCUGGCCCAGGUGACCCCAGUCAGUGGGGGCUGGCCAAAAUGUGGGGUUAAUACUCCAGGAUACUGCAGGCUGUUUUGCCACUCGAGGGAGAGAUCAACAUUCUUGUGUGACAGGAACAGGCGAUGCUGUGUCACACGCACCUUCUUGCCAGGACCUAUCGGGUUCUCUUGA